Messenger RNA from Caenorhabditis elegans, 856 nucleotides. RefSeq names its product Transmembrane protein 119 (gene CD4.1). NCBI's taxonomy places the organism in Eukaryota, Metazoa, Nematoda, Chromadorea, Rhabditida, Rhabditidae. Bases 45 to 734 code for a protein of 229 amino acids. The transcript has 6 exons. The record is from RefSeq and is marked reviewed.
UAUAACCCAGUGUUGCUUCGGAUUCUUUCAAUAUUAACCCAUUAAUGAAUGAUUCUUCAUCCAGCUUCCCUACAUUCUGGAGAGCCCCAAUCAGCAGAUCUUCGUCAGCGGAACACGGUUUUCUUCAAAAUAUGCCGGGAUCAACAGAUCAAGAAAAUCACAUGACUGGAUAUGAACCACCACAAGGGAACUCAGAUAGUGGCUUGACGGAGCAUCGAACACAUCAAUAUAUAAAUCGCCCAGAAGGAGAAAUGGAUAUGAUGAUAGGAUUCUUCUUGAUGAAUGGAUUUUGUGUUUCCUUCUUCCUCCUCUUCGGUCUCUGCGUGAUAUUCUCCUGUCUCCGAAAACGACCAUCCUAUUUCCGAAGGAAGCAAUUUUCCGAGACUGAAAAUGUGGUCCCAGUUCAAGAAACGUCUUUCAAACCAAAAUUGAAAUCCAUUGUAAGUCAAGUGAUAAAAUCGAACAAAGUCACCACAAAGAUCACUUUGGAUCCUGAAACGGGAGAAAUGGAAUCAAGCCCAGACGAUAGUCAACAGACAAAACGAAGUGUACCUCACUUUUCUCGUUCACCAACUCCGUCUGCAACUGAUCGAAAAACAAGUUUGACUGUGAGCAGACAAGCGUCAUUUGAUCACUCGAGAAGAUGUUCGACAUCAGUAUCACAAGAAAAUUCAGCAAUGAUUCGACAUAAUUUACUGGGACCACUGUCAUUCGAUGACCUUCAUUACAUGUAGAUCUCCAUAAAAUAUAUUGUUUCAAUAUGUGAAAAAGGAUAACAAAAUGAGUAUAAAUAUAUGUUUACAUUUUUAUUAUUUUUUUCACCGAAAAUAGAACAUCUCAAUAAAUUAUGAUCAUC